AAAGGACGGGACUCUUAUUGUGACGUUCUAGCUCCGGUAAAUCUUAAUUGUGCCUGAUUCACUUACCUGUUCCAGAAACAGAGCUGACCACAUUUAGUAGGCUCAGAGUUAAAGUUAGGAGCUGACCUUCAUCCAAGUUAAUCUUAGUUCUUCAAGUCUUCAUAGUACAUUUUCUCACAGUCAAUGAUGAAACACUGUAGAUGUAUAUGUAAACCUUAAAGGGGAUGUCCAGUAAAUGUGAAUGUGAACCUGUGAAUACACGUGAAUACAUGUGAAUUCAGAUCUGAGCUUCUUCAGUAAAUGUUAUCAUCACCUUUAAAAAUAAACCUCAUCGUCUCCUCAUCAUUCCCUUACCUGGCAUUCUAAUCGAUGCCCCAUCUUGGAUAACUCCUAACACCUAAACGAACCUCAUAUCCCUAUAGCCUUCCCAAUAUUGGUCCUUCGAGCCGGAUCGGAGUAUUCAAGAUGGAGUAUGGUGAAGAGAUGAUGCCUGACGUGCGUCCCAAACGGCAAAUACGUCGACCUCCCUGGCUUGAUGAUUAUGAGGUGGACUAUCACAUGGGCUCAACAGCUCCCUCAGCAGGGAUGUAUUCAAAUCAUUCAAGUCCUCUAACCUCACAUACUCGUCCCAGUAGCCGCCAGAGGGAUGCUGCUUACACCGAGAUUCCUCAGCUAGCCCUCAGCUACCCCCAAGGGAGAGAUCUGACCAGUGAGGACCUCCUACCUGAAUACCCUCACCUGCAACGCUCACACCUAGCCUCCCACUUCACAACAGAGUUGAGAGCCAUCCAAGAGGAGAACGCUAAGCUGCUUCAAACAAGGCACCAUGUUGAGUCAGGCAUAGCAGAGCUCAACAAGGCACGAAGCGAGAUUAAAGAGCUAAUAGAGGUGGCACGCUUACUGAGAACAGACAUUGGGCAGUCCAAUGCCCCUGCAUCGAACUACCACACAUACCAACCUCCACCACCCAGUGCUGCAGAUACAAGUCGUUUCCUUGUUGUACAGCCUAAUGACGAGGAGGAGGAAGAGGAAGCGUGGCCCGACCCUCCAGUGUGGUGCAAGCCUGAGGAGGAACUGAAUGAAGGCAUGUACAACUUAAAGCUUGAGGCACCAAAGCCAGGCUACAGCCAACCCCCUUAUGCCUCAUUACAACCUUCGUACACGCCUUACAAGCUCCCACCUCCGAUGCAGCCUCAACUCCCACCUCCAAUAUCUGUGGCUCGUAGAGGGGUACCAGCCUACUACACGCAUGCACAGUACCCCCAACCUCAACCUCCUGUGUCAUUCUCACAGCCACUUGCUCAUCCUACUCCAGCCUAUGCCCAACCAUGGCCUGCAUCACCUAGCUCAGCGUACCCUCCACCAUUAGUCCACAGAGUGGGACCUGCUGCGCCCACACCUUACCUACCUCUGCAUUCCUCAGUGCCUGAAGAGCACUAUAGGGGUCCAAAACCCACUAUCCCCAAGUUUGCUCGCCCAGAUCCUAGCGACUUUGCUCGGCUACGUAUAGCUCUGGGGAACCUGCUCCCAUCUAACGCUACAGAACUCUUCAAGUACCAAAUACUUGUAGACCACCUGAAGCUAGAUGAAGCUAAGCUCAUUGCUGAUGCCUACCUAAACUCACCGACACCUUACUCUGACACAAUGUCUGCUUUAUACGAUAAAUUCGGUCAACCUCAUCAGCUUGCCAUUAGAAGAAUUCGGAGUGUCCUGGGGGCCCCUGAAGUUAAGCGCGGUGACAUACCCGCCUUUGAGGCGUUCUCACUCCAAAUUCAGUCACUUGUGGGCCUACUGAAGACCGUAGGACCUGAAGGGGAGAUUGAACUCCACUGUGGCUCACAUGUAGCCAACCUCCUCAGCAAGCUCCCUCCUGAACUACGAGCUAACUUUCGCCGAUAUCAGUUAAAGCAUUCCAGAGCUGUCCACACGUUGCACAACUUGUCAGAGUGGCUCCGCCAUGAAUCAUGGUGUCAAGGCACCGAUGAGUUGGCCCCUGAGAAAUACAGUAAGGAGAAACAGAAUACAAAGAGUGAGGGCCGUCAGGCAAAGAAGACAGUAUCAGUCCUGCAUGGUGCUGGUGAAGUUCCACAGUCCGCUUCCCAGUCACCUGCGAAGAAGAAACCAAAGCCCAAAGCCUACUGUGCCUACUGCGAGAGUACAGAGCACUACCUCAGUCAGUGCACUGGAGUAGCUAAGCUCUCCAAGGAUCAGCUAAGAGAGUGGAUCCAAUCCAACAAGCGUUGUUGGCGCUGCGCACGAGCUCACCAGGCAGCGCAGUGCACGCUUAAGAAACCCUGCAACGUCUGUCAAGGGAAGCAUCUCCUCGCCCUCCACGAAAUAAAUGUGAGGACUGACAAGGCUCCGAGGAACGUGUCAGCAAAGGAAGAUGGCUCCGUGAACAGUACUGCCUCUGACACACUCUACCUUGAUAGACCUGGAGCAAGCAACCGUGCUCUGCUAAAAGUUGUCCCUGUGCUUGUUCACUGCUGUGGAAGGACCUUCAAUACCUUUGCGAUCCUCGAUGAUGGGUCUGAGAGGACAAUGCUGUUGCCCUUGGCAGCAAAAUCCCUCGCAUUACGGGGAACGCCUGAAGUCCUACCAUUGCGCACAGUCCGUCAGGAUAUCCAGGUGCUCCACGGGCACACGGUUUCGUUCCGUGUCUCUCCUGCUGCCACACCUCAGGUCAGUUACCAGAUAGAUGGUGCCUUCACCGCAAGCCGUCUCACUUUAGCCCAAUAUACUUACCCUAUUGAGCACCUUCAACGCAAGUUCAGACAUCUGCGUGGCAUCCCCCUACCUGCCUUCCAGGGAGCCAAGCCAUGUCUCCUGAUCGGCUCUGACCAGCCUCACCUAAUAACCCCUGUCGAACACGUACGACUUGGCCCACCGGGUAGCCCAGCAGCAGUUCACACUCGCCUGGGAUGGACUCUUCAAGGCCCUAUCCAGCCCAUGGGCCGGACACCGCACACCACAGAGUGUCUGUUCAUCUCUGCCACUCCACCGCAGGAAGAGGUCCUCAAGCAUGUCCAACGACUCUGGCAAGUGGACGCGCUACCUCACCAGCGAGAAAAGGAAGUAUCCAGGUCAAAGCAGGACAGGCAGGCUGUCGCUCUGCUUGAAGCUGAGACGGUCCGCACUGAAGUGGAAGGAGUCCACAGGUAUUCUACUCCCCUACUGCGCCAUGCAAAUAUGCCUCCACUGCGUGCGCCUAAAGAGUCAGUGAUGCCCUUGCUGCGUAGUACGGAGAGGCGCCUCCUCAGAGACCCCCAGCAAGCAGAUGCGUACAGGAUUGAAAUGAACAAGCUAAUUAAAGACGGUGUGGUAAAGGAAGUCAGCGAGGAAAGCUCCUCGAAGGAAGGCUGGUAUAUCCCUCAUCACCUCGUGAGCCACAACGGGAAGAACCGCCUGGUCUUCAACUGUUCACACCAAUAUCAGGGACAGACGCUGAACCAGUACCUCCUGCCUGGUCCCACCCUUGGUGCCUCCUUGCUGGGAGUCCUUGUGAGGUUCCGGGAACACUCUGUGGCAGUCAGUGGAGACAUCAAGGGGAUGUUUCAUCAGGUCUGCCUCCUUCCUGAUGAUCGUCCCUUACUAAGGUUCCUGUGGCGUGAUUUGAAGAUCAGUGAGCCCCCUAAAACCUUUGAGUGGCAGGUUCUACCAUUCGGUACUACCUGCAGCCCCUGCUGCGCAACGUAUGCACUCCAGCGCCACGUAGUUGACCACACCAAGCCUGAUAACAGCCUGAGGUUCUCUGUGGAGAACUGCUUCUACGUGGACAACUGCUUGCAGAGUGUACGUUCCACAGAGGAAGCCAAGCUGCUAGUGGAUCGACUCCGGGAACUGCUGGCCUCAGCAGGCUUCCAGCUGCGUCAGUGGGCUUGUAAUGAACCCAGCGUCCUGAGCCACUUACCUCAAGAAGCCAGAUCAGAAAGUCUUGACCUGUGGCUUGCCCAGGAUAAGUCCAACCCGCUUGAGUCCACCCUCGGCCUCAGCUGGAACUGGCAGACAGACACUUUCGGCUACAAGCACAGGCCAGUCGUAUAUGAUGCCCCAACGUUGCGCAACAUAUACCGAGUCGUCGCCACCCAGUAUGAUCCCCUAGGCUACCUGUUGCCCUACUCUACCAGAGCAAAGCUCAUCAUCCGACAGCUGUGGGACAAACAGCGUGGCUGGGACGACUCCAACCUACCAGCUGAUCUCCUGCAAUUGUGGUCCACCUGGGAAGGUGAACUGAAGUACCUACCCCACAUCGCCUUUCCUCGUCCUUAUGCCCCUCCCAAAUUCAGCCUAGAUGGCGCUGCACGUGAGCUGCACAUCUUCGCAGACGCUUCCGAGCAAGCUUAUGGGGCAGUGGCCUACAUGAGAACUGAGGAUGUCGAUGGCCAUUUGGAUCUGUCCUUCAUCCUUGCUCGCUCUCGAGUAGCGCCAAAACGCAUGCUGUCUGUUCCUCGCUUGGAACUGUGUGCUGCUCUGGUUGCAGCACAGCUAUCCUGUGUCCUCCAGAAAGAGCUGACAUUGCAAGUGGCCCGUACUGUAUUAUGGUCCGACUCCACUACAGUACUAACCUGGCUACACUCCCAGUCUUGUCGCUAUAAAGUUUUCGUAGGGGCAAGAGUAGCCGAAAUCCAAGAGUUAACGGAGAACUGCACCUGGCGCUACGUUGACUCAGCGAAUAACCCUGCCGAUGAUCUGACUAGGGGCAAACCUCUAGAAGCCCUUGUGGAGCCCAACCGCUGGUCCCAAGGACCUCCGUUCCUGCUCCAGAGCCCAGACACCUGGCCCAAGCAGCCUAAUGCAGAGCCACUUGAGGACAAUACCGAGCUGCGCAAGUCUGCGUUCUGCGGUGUGGCAGUCACCUCACCCAUGACUCAAGCACCUGAUACAUCAUACAGCACCUGGCAAGAGCUCAUGGAUGAUACUGCACGAGAACUCCAACCGAACCCCAGCAGUUCUAAACCUACUGCUGAGGAGUAUCGCCAGGCCGAGGUGAUCAUUCUCCAGCGAGCUCAACAGCAGUCGUUUCCUGAUGACUACCGAUUACUCUCAGCCGGGAAACCUGUCCUGUCCGGUAGUCGCCUUGUUACCCUGGCUCCUGAGAUGGACAAGUCCAUGGCCCUUAUUAGAGUCGGUGGACGACUCAGGAGACUGGAAGGGGAAGGUGACAUGACCCUGCACCCUGUUGUCCUGGAUGCCUCUCAUCCGAUUACACGCCUGCUCAUCCAGAAGUUUGAUGAAGACCUGCACCAUCCUGGUCCCGAGCGCGUCUUCGCGGAGCUGCGUCGGUCAUACUGGGUGAUACAUGGAAGAGAGGCGAUCCGAAGACACCAGCGAACCUGUGCAGAGUGUCAACGCUGGAGAGCUCAGCCAGCUGUCCCAAAGAUGGCUGAUCUUCCCGCCUCCCGCUUACGGCUGCAUAAGCCGGCGUUCCAUUCCACCGGCGUGGACUGCUUUGGCCCCAUGAUUGUGAAGGUGGGCAGGCGCCAUGAGAAACGCUGGGGAAUACUCUUCAAAUGUAUGACCACCAGAGCGGUACAUUUGGACCUCCUGAACACUAUGGAUGCUGACGCCUAUCUCAUGGCCCUGAGGCGUUUUAUUGCGCGGAGAGGCACUCCAGCUGAGCUCUGGUCCGACCGAGGGACUAAUUUCAAAGGAGGUGAAAGGGAACUGAAGGAAGCCUUUGACAGCAUGGCGCCCACGUUGCAGAUGCAACUAGCUCGCCAGAGGAUCAAGUUCCACUUUAACCCCCCCGCAGCCCCACACUUUGGGGGUGUGUGGGAAAGAGAAGUGCGUUCAGUUAAGUCUGCACUCUACACCUGUGUAGGGUCUCAACCAGUCCCUGAAGAGGUGCUCCUUACCGUACUCCUGGAGGUUGAGGCUAUCCUCAAUGCCAAGCCAUUGGGCUACGUAUCUGCCGACAUUGCAGAUGUCGAUCCGGUGACCCCAAAUAGCCUCCUCAUGGGGCGGCCUGAUGGAUCACUUCCCCAGGUGGUCUACCCGGAGUCCGAGAUCCUGAGUCGUCGGAGAUGGCGGCACUCGCAGAUCCUGGCGGACCACUUCUGGUCCCGAUUCAUCAGAGACUACCUCCCCAGCCUGCAGACCAGACAGAAAUGGCACUCUUCUCCUCCCGGGCUCCUGGACAACGCUGUCGUCAUGAUGGUGGACCCGCAGCUUCCCCGGGCCUUGUGGCCUAUUGGCCGCGUGACCCAGGUUCAUCGCAGCGAUGACGGCUACAUCAGGUCCGCUGAUGUUCUAAUCAAAGGACACACCUACACCCGACCGGUGGCCCGGUUGGUUCUACUGCCAGCCCUCCCGCCUGGGGAGGACGAUGUUUCUCCAUCCAUGGACCCUCCUGCCUCCUGAUUGAGUAUCCUUUUAUUCGUUGCAAUUGUGCCCUGCACAUUUGGGGGCGGCUGUAUAAAAGGACGGGACUCUUAUUGUGACGUUCUAGCUCCGGUAAAUCUUAAUUGUGCCUGAUUCACUUACCUGUUCCAGAAACAGAGCUGACCACAUUUAGUAGGCUCAGAGUUAAAGUUAGGAGCUGACCUUCAUCCAAGUUAAUCUUAGUUCUUCAAGUCUUCAUAGUACAUUUUCUCACAGUCAAUGAUGAAACACUGUAGAUGUAUAUGUAAACCUUAAAGGGGAUGUCCAGUAAAUGUGAAUGUGAACCUGUGAAUACACGUGAAUACAUGUGAAUUCAGAUCUGAGCUUCUUCAGUAAAUGUUAUCAUCACCUUUAAAAAUAAA
Molecule: messenger RNA, 6743 nt
Organism: Astyanax mexicanus (Mexican tetra)
Lineage: Eukaryota; Metazoa; Chordata; Actinopteri; Characiformes; Acestrorhamphidae
Exons: 3
Coding region: 466-6360 (1964 amino acids)
Biological process (GO): DNA integration
Molecular function (GO): nucleic acid binding
Source: RefSeq, a predicted model, not a curated record